AUGAGCGGCUCUCCGCGUGCAGUGUGGGUGCCUAAUGCCAACAGAAUCCUGAAUUUGAUAGAAAAAGUCGACGUGUGGCGCCGGCAAAAUGGCUCAUUUAAGGAAUUCGAGGGUCGACAGUCAAACCUCCCGAAAGCAUCGCCUUACGGCACCGCAACAUUGGUAUUGGGCGGUGAACGUGUGUAA
Messenger RNA from Fomitiporia mediterranea MF3/22, 186 nucleotides. RefSeq lists its product as uncharacterized. Bases 1 to 186 code for a protein of 61 amino acids. The record is from RefSeq and is a predicted model, not a curated record. Lineage: Eukaryota; Fungi; Basidiomycota; Agaricomycetes; Hymenochaetales; Hymenochaetaceae. The transcript has 2 exons.